AUGGCACCAACCAGCUCCGAGGAGAAUCUCCCGAGUCCUAAAGCAGGAUAUUGGAGAUAUGAUAAACGUCGACUUCUUAUUGACAUGCUAGAUGAAAGGGCGCGUGUAUGCCCUGAUGCGUUGUUUGGGGAAUAUCCCAUAUCCUUGAUCAAUUACUCACAAGGCUAUCGCAAAAUUACUUAUGCUCAGUUAGCAAAUGCGGUAAACGGAGCUGCUAAAUUUCUUACCGAGAAGUUGGGUCCUGGAAAAGAUUUUCAGACAUUGUGUUAUAUGGGAUGGAAUGAUUUUCGAUAUGUGGUUUUUAUUUUGGGGGCUGUGAAGGCGGAAUAUAAACUUCUCCUCACAUCACCCCUUCUCACCGCCUCAGCAACCACUCAUCUCUUCACUACCAUGUCUUGCAAAGUGCUCUUAACCACCUCUCCCCAACCUCCAACUGUGGCCCCCGUUGUGAAGCUUCACGAUUAUUUACGUGUUCUCACAAUCCCUUCUAUCGAGGAGCUGCUCGAUACCGCUUAUGAAUAUUUUCCCUAUGGAAAAAUAUUUGAAGAGGCUAAAGGGGAACCAUUAGUUGCGCUUCAUACAUCUGGGACUACUGGACUCCCAAAACCAGUAAUCUAUACUCAUGAUUAUGCGGCUGCUUAUGUACGAGCGUUGCAAUUAGAGCCUCCAGAGGGAUUUGAGUCUUUGGAUAGAAAGAGUGAAGGCGGGAGGGUGUUUUCGCUUACUGCCCCUUUUCAUACUUCAGCUAUCUGCAUUAUGAUUGCAGCAAUAGCAAAUCAGACAACCUACAUUUUUCCGCCCGCGGCCACAAUUCCCACCGCGGCUCUUGCAGUGGAAGGACUCAAACACACGAACGAUGUCGUGGGUAUUCUUGGUGGACCCCCACUAGUAGCCGAUUGUGCUAAAGACUCAGAGCUGCUCGAUUUCUUCGCAAGUCACGUCGGAUUAAUGUGUUAUGGGGGUGGAGAUGUCGCACAAGCAUUGGGAGAUAUCGUUUCUACCAAGCUAGAUCUAUAUACAUCUCACGGAUCCACGGAAUCCGUAAGCUACCCCCUGAUUCGAGAAAUCGGAGACCGGGAACCGAAAGAUUGGAGAUAUUUUCACGCGCAUCCAGCUGCUGGAUUACAGUUUCGACUUCAUCCUGAAGGAGAAAAUCUGCAUGAGGCGUAUAUCGUGAGGAAUCCAAAACCUGAGGAUGAACAACCAGUUUUUAAACUCUUUCCUACGCUUCAGGAAUUUAGAACAAAGGAUCUAUAUUCUCCUCAUCCCAGUAAACCAGAUCUCUGGAUCUAUAAAAUGAGAUCAGAUGAUAUGAUUCCUCUUUCCAAUGGCCAAAUCGCAAAUCCAUCAAUCAUGGAACAUGCGGUCCUUGACUGUACGGGUAUCAAAGAAGCUGUUGUACUCCCUGUCCAGAAGAUCGGCUUAGAGAACUAUAUCACGUGUAUUGCUCUCCUUAUCGAACCUGCUUCUAAAGUGUUAUCUACUGAACAGAAGGAUGAUUUGAUAAAAGAACUUUGGCCGGUUGUUGAAAAGACAAAUUCGUACUACAGAACGAAUGCCUUUGUUGAAAAGAAGCGCAUUUUAUUUGUGGAUCCACGAAAGCCGUUGGCUAGGACGGCGAAGGGGACUAUUAGUAGGAAGAGGGUUUUGGAGGAUUACAAGGAGGAGGUUGAUAAACUUACGUAG
Messenger RNA from Botrytis deweyae, 1686 nucleotides. RefSeq lists its product as uncharacterized. NCBI's taxonomy places the organism in Eukaryota, Fungi, Ascomycota, Leotiomycetes, Helotiales, Sclerotiniaceae. The record is from RefSeq and is a predicted model, not a curated record. The coding region runs from base 1 to 1686 and encodes 561 amino acids. The transcript has 4 exons.